This is a messenger RNA of Vigna umbellata (rice bean), 1343 nucleotides long. Its product is annotated as transcription factor bHLH18-like. NCBI's taxonomy places the organism in Eukaryota, Viridiplantae, Streptophyta, Magnoliopsida, Fabales, Fabaceae. The record is from RefSeq and is a predicted model, not a curated record. Gene Ontology annotation, molecular function: protein dimerization activity.
CUUCUCCUUUUUCUUUUUAUUAUUAUUAUUAUUAUUAUUAUUAUUAUUUUAUCUCUUACCUGAGAAACAUCUAUUGUAUUAUUUCAUCACUCCCAUGAAGGAGGUUUCAUGGCAGAAUGAUUGGCAUCCUCAAACGGAAAUGGAUUGCCAGAACGAGUUCUUCUACGACUAUGACCCUAUCAACGAUGACUGUGAUGAUUUCUUCACCGACAUCAUCCUCCAGCCGGCACCGCCCACGCCGUUCUCCUCCGAGAGCGAAAGCGAUCACUCUUUUCGCGCUUCCAAGACCGUCCAAACCAAUUCCUUCCUCCCCAGCGCCGCCGUUAACACCGUCGCUUCCAAACGCUCCGCUCCCCGGACUUACAUUCUCUCCUUCGAUAGCUCAACGGUGGUACCCGCCACACCCGAACCCUCCGUCCCUUCUUCCCUUUUACCCGCUAAACGGGCCCUCCACACUCAAAGCCCGACAACCAGGCCCAAUCAAGCAUCUAAGAGAACCCGAACCUCUUCUCAGACCGUCGAUCACAUAAUGGCCGAGAGAAAGAGGAGGCAAGAACUCACCGAGAGAUUCAUAGCACUCUCAGCCACCAUUCCCGGCUUGAACAAGACGGACAAGGCUUCGGUGCUUCGAGCAGCGAUCGAUUACGUGAAACAACUCAAAGAAAAGGUAGAUGAACUGGAGAAGCAAAACAGAAAGAGUGCAGCAGAGACAGUAAUAUUGGUGAAUAAAACCGACUCAAAUGGAAAUGAAGACAGCACCAACUCCACUGAAACGAACUCCAGCAUGCUUCCUGAGAUGGAAGCGAGAGUGUUGGGGAAGGAGGUGCUCAUUGAGAUCCACUGUGAGAAAGAAUAUGGUGUUGAGCUAAAAUUAUUAGACCAUCUUGAAAAUCUUCAUCUCUGCGUAACCGGUAGCAGUGUUUUGCCAUUUGGGAAUUCCGCUCUCUGCAUUACCAUCACAGCUCAGAUGGAUGAGGAGUAUGAGAUGACAGUGAAUGAUCUGGUGAAAAACCUGAGAGAAGUUCUAUCGAAGUCUCAUUUGGUAAGUGACAGUGAUCCGUACUAGUGUAUCAAACAAGGGGUUGUAGUGUGAAAUUGGAAAUUUUUUGUUUGUGGUGUUUAUGAUUUUGGUCGGCUUUCGUGUGGAUUAUAUAUCAAUAUGGCUUGGUUUGUCAUGUAUGAUGUUGCUGUUUAUAAAGACAGAAACAGAGAGAGAGAGAGAAAAAGGAGAGUGAUACGUUGUUUUUCAGUGAAAUAUGCUGAAAGAGAAGCACAUGUAACAAGAUGUACGACAACUCCUUUUUGAUGUAUGUUUGUCAAGCAGAAAAAUAUGUAAUUUUUAA